Molecule: messenger RNA, 2824 nt
Organism: Acipenser ruthenus (sterlet)
Lineage: Eukaryota; Metazoa; Chordata; Actinopteri; Acipenseriformes; Acipenseridae
Product: H-2 class II histocompatibility antigen, A-Q alpha chain-like
Exons: 5
Coding region: 146-874 (242 amino acids)
Biological process (GO): immunoglobulin production involved in immunoglobulin-mediated immune response; positive regulation of T cell activation; antigen processing and presentation of exogenous peptide antigen via MHC class II
Cellular component (GO): membrane; MHC class II protein complex
Molecular function (GO): MHC class II protein complex binding
Source: RefSeq, a predicted model, not a curated record
GAGAGCAGUUUCAGUUCUCUUGUGAAGUUCACAAGUAGCAGGUGUGUGUGAGUGUGCUGUGACAGAGCUAGCCAGAGACCAGACCCUCUCACUGCACAGGAAACAUCACAUCUGGAUACAGUCAGGACUCGGAUACUGUGUGAACAUGAAGUCCUGUGUGUUCCUGGCCGCGCUGCUGCUGACUGUGUGGACCGCUGUGCAGGCUGAGACCGUUUCACACUUAUACAGACAAAUGACUGACUGCCAAAAUAACAACACAAAUACAGAGGAUGAGCACGAGCUGGACCAGGACGAGCUGUUUUAUAUUGAUUUCGACAAGAAGGAGGCAGUGUUGAGACUGGCCAGAUUCUCUGAGUACUGGAGUGUGGGUCCGGAUAUAGUAGCAGCAGUAGAGGCAAACAGACAGACCUGCAUACAGAACGUGGCCACCGCUGCACAAUGCCACGAAUACCCUCCAGAGAAGCAAGCCUCCCCUCAUGCAUCGGUGUACACUGAGAAUCACCUGGAGCUGGGGAAGCCCAACACUCUCAUCUGCUUCAUCAAUGGCUUUCACCCAGCAGCCAUCAAAGUGACCUGGACCAAGAAUACCCUGCCAGUGACUGAGGGAGUCACCCAGACUGUACUUUACUCCAACAAAGAUUUCACCUUCCGCAUGUUCUCAUACCUGAGCUUCACUCCGGAGCUGGGAGAUGUGUACUCCUGUCAGGUCCAGCACAGCGCUCUGCCUGAAACACUCACAACGUUCUGGGAGCCGGAUGUGCAGACAGAUUCUGAUGUUGGAGAGACAGCGUUCUGCGCUGUGGGGCUGACUCUGGGGCUCCUGGGAGUGGCUGUCGGGACCUUCUUCCUCAUCAAAGGGAACAAGUGCAACUGAACCAGGGUUUCCCAUAUGAUGAAGAAAUCCUGUCAAUGUUCCAUUUAUUUUUUAUUUUCUUACUAAUGAUUUUUAUAUGAUUUUAAUAAAUGUAAAUUGUAUUGAGUGACAAUAAAGUCACAAGGCUUGCUGCUUUUCAUGUUAUCUGAAGGAUGGACCCCUCCUCUUCUCCCUGCUCCUGUGGGUGUGGCUGACAAGCUCAUCACAAAGCACUCUACUAUACUACUGCAGAUGUAUGUUAUCUGAAGGAUGGACCCCUCCUCUCAUCACAAAGCACUCUACUGCACUCUACACUGCAGCUGCAUGUUGUGCCACUGAGGUCUCACACUGAAUAAUAUGUGUGAAUGAUUCUGUACCUGAAAUCUGUGGGGGUACUUGAACUUGUUUCAUAUAAUUUCAUUCCUUCCUUAUACUGUACAGUAAACUGGCUUUGGUUUUACUUUUAAAACAUCAGAAAAUAUCAAAACAGAAUCUAUUUUUGGGACCCAUGUGUUUCUACAUUAAAACAAAAGCUGAAAACAAGCAAAAUGUGCAGCCAGUAACAUGCUGUGAUCCUAAAGACAAGGCUGAGAUGACUUGGGAAGAGAAACAGUAACAGACAUCCUGAAAGGGAAGCAAACUAAGAACUUUCUUUAACCCUGUGCGUUACUGCUAUCUGGUACUACACUAGUUUAAAACAAGUUCUGGGUUUGCUUGUCUUACUUUCAGGAUGUCUGUCCGUAUGCAUGCAACGUAUCAUCUGCUUUAUCACGGCUGUAAUUGUGUUUAACAUGACAAUAUUAAUCAGGUGAUUCAUGAAUGGUAUUUACUGUAAAAACAUAAUUACCACGUAUCUCAGACAACACAGAGAAAAAAAUAUGUCUUGUUCAGUCUAAUUUCCUUUUUAGUUAAUGUUUUGUAAGCAUGUUUCUUUAAGCCAAUUGCACAAAUAAUUAUUACACUUGAUUACACUUUAUUACAUACAACAUAACUUUUUAUAUUUUCCUACAUUUAUUAAUAUCUAUUUUUCCUGUGCUAGAGCAUUUAUUAGGUGUACUAAGUGUACAGCGUGGAUUUUGAUCAUUGUAGCUGGAAGCCUUUCUUUGUAUGAUUGCUGGCUGCUGUUACCACUGCAGAAAAAGAGGAGGAAAUGUAUUAAUGGUUGUAACCACACUGCUGUUGGCUGUUUGUACCCAGUGUAUAUGAUAAUUUGUACCCAGUGUAUAUGAUAAUUUGUACCCAGUGUAUAUGAUAAUUUGUACCCAGUGUAUUUGAUAAUUUGUACCCAGUGUAUAUGAUACCAUACACAAAUAUGCAGGUAAUGUUUUAGAACUUUUUACCAUUGUUUUUGUUUGUAUUCACUUUAACUACCUGUAUGUAUUAUUGUUUUAUAACUAUGGAUACUUGAAUUGUGUAUGGUAUGGGAUGUAAAGGGCUUUUUGCUGUUUUACAUUACUGGAGGUACUUAUUUUUGUUCUUAUAAUCACUGGAAAAAACUGGAUAGGGAAUGUUUAAAAUGAAAACACAAACCCAUAAAAUUGAUGUAGCUGAUGUUUUUUUUUUUUUUUGCUACCAUGACUUUAACAGCUGUAUUAAAGUCAUGGUAGCCUGUUGCCCUCAUUUCAUUCCAAACAAUUGAGCUGCAUUGCCAAUUACUAGUGAGUUUAGACUUAAAAUACAAUGUUGCUGUAACAUGCGCUUUUUUCAAAACUGCAAAAAGAAAAAUCCAUCUCUGCAUGUGUGCAUGAUCUAUAGAGCCCCAAACUCACCGACCAGCUGUCAUUGCACUGCAGUGAAUCUGUCUCCUAAAAUGCAGCAAAGCCACUUACUUUCAAUUGAAAAUGUCUGUGUUUAUACAUUUUGAUUUUAACUCCAUACUGUGGAUAGUCUGAUGCUUUGACAGCAGUUUAAGUGCUCCAUUUGUUUAAAUAAAAUGUUAUUGCUAUUGUUAAAAUAAAUGGUAAAUAUCAA